Messenger RNA from Helianthus annuus (common sunflower), 1101 nucleotides. RefSeq names its product putative pre-mRNA-splicing factor ATP-dependent RNA helicase PRP1. Gene Ontology annotation, cellular component: intracellular anatomical structure. Bases 1 to 969 code for a protein of 322 amino acids. NCBI's taxonomy places the organism in Eukaryota, Viridiplantae, Streptophyta, Magnoliopsida, Asterales, Asteraceae. Gene Ontology annotation, molecular function: RNA binding. The record is from RefSeq and is a predicted model, not a curated record. The transcript is spliced from 8 exons.
AUGAGAUCUAUUGGAGAGAUUGUAUCUAGUGGUGAUGAAAAAUCUGUGUCAUCAGACAAUAGUUCAGAUAGUACUGAUGGACUUUCAGAACACUCUGGAGAUGUUACAGAUGGUUCAGAUGAAACUGUGCAAGAACAGGAUAUUGUAUUUGACAAAACACCAUCGAAAAAAUGGAAAAACUGGAAGAGGAACAAGAUGAAAAAGAUAAACAAUCUGAAUUUGAAGGUAUCAAUGGCAUCAGAUCCGAAAACUUUGUGUUCAGUGAUGUCUCGGGUGCAAGCCAAACAACGAGCGGGACGAGCUGGGAGAACGAGACCGGGGAAGUGUUAUCGUUUAUACCCAUUGGUUGUUUAUCAUGACAAUUUGCUGGAUGCUACGGUGCCUGAAAUACAACGGUCUUCUCUAGCUGGAAGUGUUCUUUAUUUGAAAUCACUUGACCUUCCCGAUAUUGAUGUUCUUAAAUUUGAUUUUCUUGAUCCACCUUCACUUGAGUCUUUACAAGAUGCUCUUAAACAAUUGUUUCUAAUUGAUGCUAUAGAUGAAAAUGGCACCAUCACGAGAAUAGGAAAAACUAUGUCAGAGCUUCCUUUGGAACCUUCACUAGCAAGGACUUUGAUCGAGGAAAAUAAGUAUGAUUGUUUGACCCAAGCUAUCACAGGAAAGAAUGGUUUGUCUGUAGUGGUAAUCAUUGAGGCUGAAGAUUUGGUGAAACUAUCAGAGCCUUGCGAUUUGGAUAAAUCUUUUGCAAUUAGCCAAUCAAUACAAGAUGACGAAGUUGAAGGUGGAUUAAUUGCUUUAUACGGGAACAUCAAGAAAGCUGUGGAAGUUAAUUCAUCAAACAAGAAUAUUACACUUAUAAUUGAUGAUAUUUCUCUUCUGGAAGUGGCUGCUAAUGGUUCUACAAAAGACAUUCUAAAUUUGAUGCAUUACUACCAUACAUUAACCACACAGUUUAGGGUUGUACGAUAAUUACUAUUCUUCAUGAGAACAUUUAUUCAAGUGAAGAUGGAUUUACAUUUCCUUUACAAAUGGAGUACCUUGCUGACAUCACCAUAAACCGAGCCUUUGAUAACCGGGUUGGCAGCAGAUGUUCACGGGCAG